Drosophila guanche is the source of this 626-nucleotide messenger RNA. Its product is annotated as E3 ubiquitin-protein ligase KCMF1-like. The transcript is spliced from 2 exons. The record is from RefSeq and is a predicted model, not a curated record. Gene Ontology annotation, molecular function: zinc ion binding. Bases 118 to 552 code for a protein of 144 amino acids. Lineage: Eukaryota; Metazoa; Arthropoda; Insecta; Diptera; Drosophilidae.
GCAGUCGACAGUUUCACUUUUAUAUCUCACUUUUUUCCAGCACCCCGAAAGCUGUACGCAUCGAAGCGAAAGUCACAGCAAUAUUCCUGGCUAGAACGAGUCUCCCUUGAAGCCAGAAUGUCGGCCGUGUAUUGGAAUGUGAUCUGCGAUGGCUGCAAUCGCAUCAACCUGCCCAAAUAUCGCUUCAAGUGUUUGCGCUGCGUGUCGUACGAUCUGUGCGAGGAGUGCCAUGAGAAGAAGAUUAUCACCGGGGCAGAGCAUCGGGCUAGUCAUCCGUUUCAGUGCCUGAUGGAUAUACCCACCAAGGAGCUGAUGUUUGCCGGUGAGCCCAUACCAACGCUGGAUGCGGACAGCUUCACAUGUCCCGUGUGCGGCGAACAUGGCCACUCGGCCAGCGAAUUGGUGGAUCAUUCAGUGAUCCACCACAAGGACGACAACACCAGAGUCAAUUGUCCGCUGUGCGUGGCCGUGCAUGGUGCUGAUCCCCAGCUGGUGGACAACAUUGGGGCACACUUUUGUGACGUACAUGGACCAAGACGGGCCCGUCAAUGAUGAGGGCUAGCUGGGAGAGAUCUACACAAAAAUCAACACAAAUGUUUACACAAUUCACAUAAUUAUGUACCAAG